This is a messenger RNA of Rhincodon typus (whale shark), 4448 nucleotides long. RefSeq names its product atlastin-1-like. The transcript is spliced from 3 exons. Gene Ontology annotation, molecular function: GTPase activity; GTP binding. The coding region runs from base 1 to 723 and encodes 240 amino acids. NCBI's taxonomy places the organism in Eukaryota, Metazoa, Chordata, Chondrichthyes, Orectolobiformes, Rhincodontidae. The record is from RefSeq and is a predicted model, not a curated record.
AUGCUCGAUGUUGGAACCAAGGUGCCACUUGGACUGGCAUUAGUUAAAAGCAUUGAAUGUUCGUGCUUUGUAUCCAGUUCUCCAAUGCUCAACUCUGGCAAAGACUUAGAAGAUUUCACACCAAUGUUGUCACUCACACCUGGUACUACUUCUGGCUUCAGUAGCUUUUUUGCUAUUCGAAGGAUCUGUGGAGGAGACAAACCGUUCCUUGCACCAAAUGACCUCCAGAGCAAACACUUGGGACUCCGAGAAGAAGCUGUCAAAUUAUUCCGUGGAGUUAAGAAGAUGGGAGGAGAGGAGUUCAGUCGCCGCUAUUUGCAACAAUUGGAAAAUGAAAUUGAUGAGUUGUACAUAAACUACAUAAAACACAACGAUAGUAAAAACAUCUUCCAUGCUGCCCGUACACCAGCCACUCUAUUUGUGGUAAUAUUUAUUAUGUAUGUCAUAGCUGGCGUGACAGGAUUUAUUGGAGUGGACAUUAUAGCCAGUCUGUGCAACAUGAUAAUGGGGCUGGCUCUGAUCACCCUGUGCACUUGGGCAUAUAUUAGAUACUCUGGAGAAUACAGAGAACUUGGAGCGGUCAUCGACCAAGUAGCAGGCGCCUUAUGGGACCAGGCUCUUUUCAAGCUAUAUGAUGCAGCUACAAGCCACAGACACAUUUAUCACCACACCUUCCCUGCAGCACAACCAGAAAGCAACGCAGACACCAAGAAGAAAAAAUGAUUUGACUGGAUUCCUCUGCUGCACAUUCCCAAGGGAAAUCUUCCAUUAUUAUUGUGCAUUCCCAUGCCACUAAUCCAAGAAGUGCUAUAUAAAUGGAAAGCCAAUGAUAUGAUAGCUUGUAACUGAAUGAAAUCAUGUACCAACACUGAACACUGUGCUGGUUUCACUUAUAGUUAUGUUGCAAAUUGUAUUGUGAAAAUGUGCUAGUUUGCAUGAUUUUGUUAACUGUUGGUAUGAGUCAAAUGUUCUUCCAUCAAGAAUGUACACUUAAUGAUUUUUCAUCACUUUAAAGUACUUCUGGUACCUGGUAUUUUGUUUUUUUUCAAUGGAACAUUUGUCUUCCGUAAGAACUUUAAUUUUCAGUGUAAGCACUGCACACUUAAAACAUUUACUAUUUAUUGAAUGUUAAAACCUGUUUUGGAACUCAAUUUCUUUAUUGUCUUAAGAUUGCAAUAUAGUAUAUGUUUAAAAAAACAUUUUUGCUCAUGGCUACAGCAAAAUGUUUCCACACAAGAAAAAUAAAUUUGUUUUAUUACUUUAUGUCAGCUCAUCUUAACAAAUCAUUGUGUCCUGAUAAAAUAUUUAAGUCGACUUUAAAUGCAACAUUUACUUUAGUUUAAGACCAAAAAUAGCAGCCAGCAAGACCAGAUUGAUAUGUUACCAUUACUUUUAGUAAAAGAGCACAAAUACAUCACAUACAAUAUCUAAAUUAAUUAGCUGCUGAAUUCUAUUCUGUUUCUGUUUUCAUUCUGUAAAUAACAGUUCCUCUGCACAAAUGUAACCAUGAAUUUCCACACAGCGGGUUGUUUCUUAUCAUGGAAAAUAAUUCAAAUAAUCAGUCAGAUGUCAAAAAGUAAAGGAAUUUAUGAAAUGGGGAAAAACAGUCCAUAAAAAAGAAGUUUCUGAAAUUCAUAUAAAUUUUACCCUUCACUCCACCAAAAGCAAUUUUAACUUGUGGUAAUACAAGUAUACUUGUCCAGGUAUACAGGAAAUCAAAAUUGAAGAACAAUCUCCAGGUAAAGCUGUUACUUUCUGGUCUGUUGAGUGCUACCAAAAAUCUUUGUAGACUUCAUUGAUAUUGGCCAAUCAUUAAGGCAAGCAGAUCUUUACCAAUAGGAAAUAUGAAAGUUAAAUAUUUCAUCAGAUAAAGCUCAUAAGGCCCUUUACCCAAGUACAAAUAAUAAAAAAGCCCUGCACAUUUGUGAAAACUCAACUGUGUUGAACAUUAAAUGUGAUUCUCUAAUUGGAAAACAUUUGGUAAGUAACAUUGAUUGUGCCAAGAGUGAUGCCGUCAAUCAGUGUAGGAUUGUCAGUCAGGUUUGUAGUGUGGCACAUUUGCACAUAGAGGAAGGUGCAUAUUUUGUUACACCCCCCUAUUUUUCGGAGAGAUAAUGUAUUAAACAGGCGACAACUGAUCUCUGGUUCAUUUCUUACAGCAAUGCUUUGAUUAAUCAUAGUCAACCCAUUGUGGUUUAAAACGUUUAAAAAAAAAAAUGCUUAGCAGUUAACUGUCAAUCAUCAUCUAACUGUGCAUUUGCCAUGGCAAUACCACUGCCAAAUCCACUUGUUAAUCAAUCAGGACUCUCAUUUACACAGUGACAAUGUUGUUUUGCCUUUUAUAUUUGUAUUUCUUGCAAAUUACCCUGAAUAGUACAAGAUGAAAGCUUCAAAAAAGUUAUUUUUCAGCAAUACUCAAUUUCUGUACUACCAAAGAACUAAUGAAAAAUUACUUUCAGUAUGAAAUCAACUGUCCAUAAUUAAGAGCUUUUUUUUCCAUUCUAUUUAUGAGAUGGUAAACUAAGACAUUGAUUGCUUUAUCAGGGGGUCAAUAAUGCAAGUAAAGGUAAGAUGUUAGGGUAGUUAUUUUGGAAGCAUGAGAUCAGUUAGUCUAAAUGAUAUUAUUCAUGCAAGUCUAAUACUAGAAAUAACUUGUUUGAUAUUUUUAACAUUUCUAUCUUUGCCUCCCUUAUUAGGUUUCUAUCUAUUCAUUUUUGUAUAUUAUUUCUUGUCAUGUUCUGUUUAUUGCUGGAAAGAACAAUUUGUCGAAGCAUUUCAUCUCAGACUCCAGACUGCUAAGACUAUCAAUAAAAAGGACAACAUCAUUGUAAAUAUUUUUUCUAAUUAACCUGUUCAGAGAUGCUUUUACACACCUGUGGAUUUUAAUCCAGAUCUCCUGGCUCAGAGGUAGGGACACUGUCACUGUGCUAAAGGAGCCCAGGGAACAAUAUUGUAUGCUGUAUGAGAUAAGAGUGCUGAUUAAUGACAAGUGGACUCUGAAUGAUAGAAGAUUGCCAUGGAGAAUGCACCAGUUAGAUGAUAACUGACAGUUAACUGUCAAGCUUUGCUUAAAUUUAAACCAGGCAGGUUGCCUUAGAUUGGACAUGGCAUUGUCAUGUAGAAUGAAUGCAAGAUUGACUGUUGCCUGUUUUGUUAAUUGAAAUUGUUGCAGUCUGUGCAUAUGCUCUUUCUGUCUGUAGUUAAAAGGGUCCAGUAUAGUAAUACAUGUAGCGUCCAGUACAUGCAAGUACAUCAUACUGAGGCCCAACUGACAAUCAUUAUAUUGAUUGUCAUUGUAAUAUUAACUGUCAAAUGCCUAUUCCGGCUAAUGUUUCAUUGUAUUACCUUUUCUAGUUCACUUUAUUCAUUCACUGUUACCUUUACUCACAACAAAUUUUUCCUCUUUUGUCAAUUCAACUUUUUCAAAAAUGAUUAAAAAUUGCUGUAGUAACACAGUGGUCAUAGUUACUACAAUGAUUACUAAUAGCAGCAGUUUGGUAUGAAAGGUUCACAUAAUUGGAGGUACAUGUGUGGAAUCCAAUUAAUUUAAAUGUUCUUAAUUAUAAAAAGCAAGUUAACAAAAGCAGAGAUGCCGAAAGCAUGUUAUGGAACAUUCCAUUUUCAAAAUACACAAAACUAAUUUCAAAAUGCUUAAACUCGUAUUUAUAAGUUUAAAAAGGAAGCUUUGCCUCAAUUCAGUACACUAGAUGCAAAUAAUUCACUACAUAUAAUACUAAUUUUAAAAUUGUCGCACAAGGGCUUUCAGUAUAAAGUAGUAGCACUGAUAAAAACUAAGUUAAUUUUAUGGUACCAAAACUGUCUCUCGUUAACACAUGCCAAUUCCUUUAGGUAUGUUUAGAAAUAGAAUCAGGAUUGAAAUAGUUAUAACUCUAUAUUAAUGUUAUUUUAUAUUUUGGGAGCAUUAUAAAGCACAUAUGAACUGUCUGCCUAAUAAAUUAAUUAAUUUUGUCAUUAAUGAUAACAUGCUGCAAAUAUUUGGUUUUCUUAGACAAUGUCACAGUCUAAGUGGCCUCAUCACAUUCACAGGGUUGCAAAUAUUGCAAAUGUGCCAUAAAACUUCAAAGCCUUCUGGAUCAAAGAUUACCACAUCUCUAAAUGUUUACGCUACAAAUUUCAAAAGAUGACAAUUGCACUAAUUUGAUUUUAUCUGUUUAAGUAAAUAUAAAAAUAUUCCCAUCUCUCCUGACAACAGACUGUAUUUAGAGUGUUAUCUGUAAUUCUACCAAACUUAGUUGGCCCCAGUGUUACUUGUUGAUAUUAGUGUGGUCUCAUUCUUUGCACUUUUAUAAAUUUCAGUUUGAAAUGUGCAAGCUGAAAUGUAGUUAAAUUCUAGCAAAUAUUGUCAUGACAGUGCAAACACUGCAAUUUAUUCUUGCCUUAUUGUAACUGUAAAUCAUUUGAUAAAUAAAUACUUAGUGAUAUAGUGA